AUGUUAAGGGGGGGAAGAGGGGGGGGGCGGGAGGACGAUUUACACUUUGCGGGGGGGGGUGGGGAGAGGGUGUGGUUAUGUCAUGAGAGACACAGGGGUGUGGGGGGGGGGGGGGGGGGGGGGGGGGGGGGGGGGGGGGGGGGGAGGGGGGGGGUAAUGAGUAGAAUAUUACGUGAUUAUUAUCAUUUCCAAUCCUCUCCACCCCAGCCACUCCUACAUCCCCCCCCCCGUUUAUUAUCCCAACCACCUACCUAUCCCACUAUCGAACUUUCCAAAUACCAACCGCCUGAGCCGUCCAAUCACUUGUCGUUAAAGCGCUACACCCACACACCCCUCACCAAACCUGGGGGGGGGGGGGGGGGGAGGGGGGGGGGGGGAGGGGGGGGGUGGGGGGCAUAG
This is a messenger RNA of Dicrocoelium dendriticum, 399 nucleotides long. NCBI's taxonomy places the organism in Eukaryota, Metazoa, Platyhelminthes, Trematoda, Plagiorchiida, Dicrocoeliidae. The record is from the annotation of a GenBank genome assembly.